UUGUUUUGCUGCUGUUGGUUGGAUUACUUUAGUUCUCACUGGAAAACCAUUUGUGUCUUUUAAUGCGACUUAAUUUUUCUUGGUGGGCAGUGCCUUUUUGCAUGCUUUGUUGGUUUGUGUGAAAAUGUAUGCUAAUAUUUGCUUUUAUCUGAAUACUGAAUAACCCAAUAAUUUAAGUUGCAUGUGGUGCUAAUCUUGUUCACUUUUGUGCUUGAUUCUUUAAUCUUUUGUUUGAUGAUUUUGGUCUUUAAGGUGAGGUGGGUUCUUUGUGUUGCUGAAUCUUAGUUGCUUAUAUAUGGAAGAGUGAGUUCUGGCCUUUGGGUUUUGGGAUUGUGUCUUUAAGCUUAUGAGAUUCUGAGGUGAGUUACAAUUUCUGAUGCAAAGAUAUGGUGUUGAUCAUGGUGGGUGAUUUUUAAGAAGAUUUUGUUUUGAGAUCUCUGAAAUGAUUCUUUUGGUUCCUCAGAUUUUGUUAGUAGCUGUGUUUGAUUGUGCAUAUAAUGAGGGUUGGGAACUUGAAGCUUUAAAAUGGCAUUGAAAGUGGAUGUUCACUGGGGAUGUCUAGUAACGAAUGCAACAGUUUGUAAUCUUGGAGUGAGCCAUUGAGUAUCGGGGAAGCAUAGUUUAUUGAAUAUAUCACACAGCACUACAGCAGAUUUAGAUCUUUUAGCUGCCAGGAUGAAGUUCAUGAAGCUUGGAUCAAAACCUGAUUCCUUUCAAACUGAUGGAAAAAAUGUUAGAUAUGUAGCAACUGAGCUGGCAUCUGAUGUGGUUGUUAGUGUUGGGGAUGUAAAGUUUUAUUUACACAAGUUUCCACUUUUGGCCAAGAGUGCUCGUUUGCAAAAGUUGGUCGGAACAGUGGAUGAAGGGAAUGUUGAUGAAGUUGACAUUCAUGAUAUUCCAGGCGGCCCUGCUGCCUUUGAAAUAUGCACAAAAUUCUGUUAUGGCAUGUCCGUCACUCUAAAUGCUUAUAAUGUCGUUGCCGCACGUUGUGCUGCUGAAUACCUGGAGAUGCAUGAGUCGGUUGACAAAGGAAAUCUUAUCUACAAGAUUGAUGUUUUCCUCAAUUCAAGCAUUUUCCGAAGCUGGAAAGAUUCCAUUUUAGUUCUUCAGAGCACAAAGUCUCUAUUGCCUUUGUUUGAAGAAUUGAAGUUGGUUAGCCGCUGCAUUGAAUCAAUAGCUUCAAAAGCCUCUGUCGAUGUUUCAGACGUAGACUGGUCCUAUACCUAUAACCGGAAAAAAUUGCAAGAAGAAAAUGGAAAUGAUGGAAACAACAAUGGUGUUAGGAGUAGGCUAGUGCCGCAGGACUGGUGGGUUGAGGACUUGUGUGAACUUGGAAUGGAUUUAUACAAACGUGUAUUAGUUAAUAUAAAAAACAAAGCAAUUAUAUCUGAUGAAGUGAUUGGAGAAGCUUUAAAAGCUUAUGCUCAGAGAAGGUUACCAGGCUUUAGUAAGGACAUGAUCAAGGGUGGUGACAUUCAAAAGAUUUGCUCAAUUAUUGAGAUGAUUGUGUGGCUACUACCUACCGAAAGAGGCUGUGUCUCGUGUAACUUUUUGCUUAAGCUGUUAAAAGCAGCUAUUUGGGUAAAUUCUGGGGAAAUGGUGAAAGAUGAACUAACAAGUAGAAUUGGUCAGCAACUCGAGGAGUCCUCUGUAAAUGAUCUUCUGAUAAGGAAUCGUACGGGGGAAUCAACCACAUAUGACGUUCGUAUAGUCAAGAGAAUACUAGAUGAAUUCAAAAUGCAAGAUCAGAAUGGUGAAGCUCAAGUGGAAGGCGGCCAUGAGAUUGAGGAAGUAAGGAAGCUGGGUAUUUUAUCAGAAGCUUCUAAGCUGAUGGUGGCAAAGCUUAUUGAUGGGUACCUUACUGAGAUAUCAAAAGAUCCUAAUUUGUCAUUGUCGGCCUUUAUUGAUCUUGCAGAGAUGGUGUCGACUUAUCCUCGUCCAUCUCAUGAUGGAAUAUAUCGAGCCAUUGAUAUGUAUCUGAAGGAGCAUCCUCAAAUCAGCAAGAGUGAGAGGAAGAAAAUAUGCAGGUUGAUGGACUGUAAGAAGCUCUCAGCAGAUGCUUGCAUGCAUGCCGUACAAAAUGAGAGAUUGCCUUUGCGAAUAGUUGUGCAGGUGCUAUUUUUUGAGCAAUCCCGAGCAGCUGCAACCUCGGGAUGCAGCACUCCAGACCUUCCAAAAGGCAUGAGAGACCUGAACAGCGGAUCACAUGGGAGCUCCAGAACAGCCACCACUAACACAGACGAAGACUGGGAUGCUGUUGCCACAGCAGAAGAGCUUAGGGCCUUAAAGGGAGAGAUUGCAGCCAUGAGAUUGGGAAAUGGAAUAGUGAGAAGCAACAGCAGCAAUGGUAAAAGCAAUGCAGAUAAGGCUGUUACCAGUAAGAUGAAAGGGCUGCUUAUGUCAAAAAGGGUGUUUUCAAAACUUUGGUUAAGCAAAGGUAAACAACAGGGUGAGAACAGUGGGUCGGAUUCUUCAGAGAGCGUUGGUUUAGGCACCAUUGAAGAAGCAAAGUCCACUCCUUCAAGAAAAGGAAAGCACCUGGUUUCUUAGUAGAAGAAUGUCCCACGCAACUCUUCUUAGUUAACGUUUUUGUAUUCCUGUGCUGGCUCAGACAUUGUUGAAGAAGCAAAGUCCAGUCCUUGAAGAAAAGGAAAGCACCUGGAUUCUUAGUAGAUGAAUGUUACAUGCAACUUUUGUUAAGAGAGAGCUUAUCUUAAUUACAUGUUAGAACUAGCGGGGUUCACCUUCUAUUAAUGCCGAACCGAAGCAUAUAAUUUGGAAAUUUAUA
Daucus carota subsp. sativus is the source of this 2788-nucleotide messenger RNA. RefSeq names its product BTB/POZ domain-containing protein NPY2. The record is from RefSeq and is a predicted model, not a curated record. Gene Ontology annotation, molecular function: protein binding. The transcript has 6 exons. NCBI's taxonomy places the organism in Eukaryota, Viridiplantae, Streptophyta, Magnoliopsida, Apiales, Apiaceae. Bases 676 to 2550 code for a protein of 624 amino acids.